AUGCAGCCAGCACUCUUCGUCGCCCUCCUGGCUCUGCACUUCCCACUUGCACUCGGGCUGUUCCUUCCCUUGCAGACCACGAACCUCUCUCGUCUGGCAAAGCGCUCGCCUCCCACCCACCCGCAUCGAUCGCAAGUGGUCGAUGGAAGAACGCAGGAGCGGCAAAGUGGCCCCGCGCUGGAGCAGAGGUGGUAUUUCCCUCCCACUGUGAAGAAUCAAAGGUCUGAAGCGCAAGGCAAAGACGAGAGAGAAGCUUGGCGUAACGACUUCGUAGCGGAACUUGAUCACCGAAAGGCGUACGACCUAUUCAACUUACAUAGGCACAUCAAGGAAAGUCGGCCUGAUGGGGGGAAGAACUACCGAUUCGCGCUGUCGAAGAAGGACGAUGACGAGCUGGAAGCGAUUCUCGGCAAUGAGAAGAAAGGCACAUCGUUCGAUUUGGCGGACUUAAAGAAGAUGCGAGCGUACACCUUGAAACUACGAAAGAAGGGAAAGGACAUGUCGUGGGCUACUACGGAGCUUUGGGAGCCUUUGAGAGAUGCACGAGACAGAAUCAUGAACGACUGGAAGUCGGAUCCAUACACGCGCUAUAUGAAUGACGUCAAAGUCCCUCUUCCCCUGCUCGAUAAGUGUAUCGGCUUGUCCUCUUUUGUCAUCCAAUCACUCAACGACAUUGAUUCUUCGAUGCAGCCAACAAUGCACUUUGCGCUCCUUGCUCUGCUCUUCUCGCACUCGCUUGGUCAGCCUUUUCCAUUGCCGCCCACGAGUCAGCCUUCUCCACAAAACCGAUGGCUGUCCGAUUCGCAACCCAAAUCGCAGCUCAAAAGUGGGGAAGCGCACGAAGACAUCUGGGAAAGCAUUCUUAGAGGCUCGCCCUUGCGUGACUGUCGAGGAUACCUCUCAGGGGACGAAGAACACACGAGAUACCCCCUGGCAGUCCACGCCGCCUCUUUAUCAUCACUGCAAUAUGCAGAGUCGCCUUGCCCUUCCCAAAGUCAAGAAGAAAGCCGGUUCGUCCCUCCUACUGAGCAAGAACCCGAAAAGAAGAGAAUGAAACGCAAGUCCGAGGACAAGGAUGAGGAAGAGCGCUGGCACAAUGGUUCCUCACUACAAGUUGCAGAACCACGUCGCCCUCCGCAAAGUGAAGAAGGAAGUUGGUUCCAUGCUUCUGCUGUGCGUGAACGGAAAGAGAGCAAGAAACCCAAGGCCAAGGACAAUGGGGAGAAAAUAAGUUGGCCCAAUGAUCCUAUAUCAAAAGAGAAGUACAGAGAGGCCCUUGAGCUUGUUGAGUCCAAAGAAAAGAAAGGUCUCAGACUUUCCAUGUCGUCAGAGGAGCAGACUUAUCUACAGAACCCGGGUAUGAACAUGUUCAGGCUUCUUAGUACACAACGCCGUAAUGGGAAGUACGAACAGACACAUGGAAAGAAGAGAGCAAAACCGCGCCAUGCAAUCUCGAACGAAACGAUAAAUUAUCAUCUCGGAAAGUUGAAUGCCGUACUCAAAGGCAACGCCAAAGGCACAACCAUCAGCAAGUCAAACGUGGAAACAAUCGAAGCGAUCCUCCUAGAGCUGUUGAGGAAGGCGCGAAACCGAAUAUUUGAAGACUGGAAAGACGACACGUAUACGUAUUGCGUGUUCCGGAGGAACUAUCCUUUCCCGCUCCUGGACGAAGUUUUGAAGGCGAGCUCCCUUCCUUGA
Acaromyces ingoldii is the source of this 1698-nucleotide messenger RNA. RefSeq lists its product as hypothetical. NCBI's taxonomy places the organism in Eukaryota, Fungi, Basidiomycota, Exobasidiomycetes, Exobasidiales, Cryptobasidiaceae. The transcript has 5 exons. Bases 1 to 1698 code for a protein of 565 amino acids. The record is from RefSeq and is a predicted model, not a curated record.